Dioszegia hungarica is the source of this 933-nucleotide messenger RNA. RefSeq lists its product as uncharacterized. The record is from RefSeq and is a predicted model, not a curated record. The coding region runs from base 1 to 933 and encodes 310 amino acids. Gene Ontology annotation, biological process: very long-chain fatty acid biosynthetic process. The transcript is spliced from 7 exons. Lineage: Eukaryota; Fungi; Basidiomycota; Tremellomycetes; Tremellales; Bulleribasidiaceae. Gene Ontology annotation, molecular function: oxidoreductase activity, acting on the CH-CH group of donors.
AUGGUAUCCCUCACUAUCAGCACCAAGGGCAAGCCCAAGGUGUCGGUCGAUUUCCCAGACCGGCAUCCCGAGCAAGUCACCGUCAAACAGCUCCACCAGGCUGUCCACGCCAAGUUUCCCGUGCUCGUGCCGAACAGGCAGCGACUGACUAUCUCGAAAGGCGAAGGAAAGCCCACACCCUUGACGGACGAGUCUAAAUCGCUCGCUUCGUAUGGCGUGGGAGACAAGGCGGAGCUUCGACUGAAGGAUCUCGGGAAGCAAGUGCCGUAUCGGUACCUGUACUUGUGGGAAUAUGCUGGACCGAUCUUCAUCAACCCGCUGUUCCUCAAGCUCUCUCACCACAUCUGGGGAGCAUACACGCCGUCCGCUCUGCAAAUAGCUAUUCGCAAUAUCAUCGUACUGCACUUCAUCAAGCGGUGGCUGGAGUCUGCAUUCGUCCACUCCUUCUCGCGGUCAACAUUGCCACUAGCCUACGUCUACCGAAACUCGGCUUACUACUGGGGAGUCGUUGGCGUGCUCUGUGGCUUGACGCUGUACCGCCCCGCCUACUCUGCUGAGGCGCUCAAGGGCUCCAUCCUGAACAACCCCGCUUGGGUCGGCUUUUGGAGCCUCUUUAUCCUGUGCGCUGAACUCCUCAACCUCAACGCCCACGUCCACCUCGCCUCGCUGCGCCAGCCCGCUGGUCAGCCACGCAAGUACCCUACCGGUCUUGGCUUCGGGACCGUCGUGUGUGCCAACUACUGGUUUGAAACCCUCGGUGUCUUUGCGAUGAGCAUCAUGACUGGCUUUGAUAUUGGCACUGUGGUGUACAGCGUCAUUGCGACGAUGUUCAUGCACCGCUGGGCGGCGGGCAAGUACGCCAGGUAUAAGCGCGAGUUUGACCCCAAGGUGUUCCCGGGGAGGAGGUGGAAGUGGUUCCCGCCCUUCAGCUGA